Leptomonas pyrrhocoris is the source of this 390-nucleotide messenger RNA. RefSeq lists its product as hypothetical. The record is from RefSeq and is a predicted model, not a curated record. The transcript has a single exon. Lineage: Eukaryota; Euglenozoa; Kinetoplastea; Trypanosomatida; Trypanosomatidae. Bases 103 to 390 code for a protein of 95 amino acids.
AGGGCACGAACUGCAAAGCUCACAGAGAAAACGGCAGCUCAGUCACGGAGGUGUUGUCCGUCUUCAAACAAAAAGCCAACAACAACGACAACGAGAUUUGCCAUGACCCUUCCAGCAGCGUCAGCCCCGCUGUCGUGUCUGGACGUGGACUUGAUUUUGAAGGAAGAAGAGUUGCAGGAGGAUCUGCUGCGUGUCUACUACACUAUUGUCACACGCCAAGAGGACUACAAUGCGCAUCUCAAGUUCUCUGAAUCCAUUCUGCACACGGUGGAGCAACUGGCAGAGCGAGUGGAGGCGGUGGUGGUGGGGCAGCAAGCGCAGCAGCCUUCAGCGUUAGCGCCGUCGUACCCCUCUUCACACGACGCACCGAAGCAGCCGCGCACGUAUUAG